Molecule: messenger RNA, 1639 nt
Organism: Emiliania huxleyi CCMP1516
Lineage: Eukaryota; Haptophyta; Isochrysidales; Noelaerhabdaceae
Exons: 9
Coding region: 491-1639 (382 amino acids)
Biological process (GO): negative regulation of macroautophagy; TOR signaling
Cellular component (GO): TORC1 complex; nucleus; TORC2 complex
Molecular function (GO): protein serine/threonine kinase activity; protein binding
Source: RefSeq, a predicted model, not a curated record
CGUCGAGCAGGCGCUGCUCGUCUCCAACGAGCUGAUCCGCGUCGCCAUUUUGUGGCCCGAGCAGUGGCACGAGUCGCUCGAGCAGGCCUACCGCCGCUACUUUGAGCAGCCGCACGCCGGCGAGCCGCGCGGCAUCGAGUCGACGCUCGCGGUGCUCGCGCCGCUCUACGCGCGGCUCGAGGCGGGCGCCUCGACCGCGCACGAGGCGGAUUUUGUCGCCGCCUACGCCGCCGACCUGCGCUCCGCCCUCGCGCACUGCCACGAGUUUCGCUUGUCGGGCGACGAGGCGCAGCUGCAGGCGGCGUGGACGCGCUUCUACGAGGUGUUGCGCCAGCUCGGCCGGCAGCUGCAGCAGGCGCGCACCCUGCAGCUGCGCGACGUCUCGCCGCGGCUUCUCAAGGCGACCAACCUCGAGAUCGCCGUGCCGGGCACCUACCGCGCCAACGCGCCCGUCGUCGCGAUCCGCUCCUUCGCGCCCGCGAUCCGCGUAAUGUCCUCCAAGCAGCGGCCGCGCAAGCUGGCGGUGACGGGCGACGACGGCGUCGAGUACGUCUUCCUGCUCAAGGGGCACGAGGACUUGCGGCAGGACGAGCGCGUGAUGCAGCUCUUCGGCCUCGUCAACGCGCUCCUCGCCUCGACCGACGACGGCGCGCGGCUCGACCUCGGCAUCCAGCGCUACUCGGUCGUCCCGCUCUCGACCAACUCGGGGCUCAUCGAGUGGGUGCCGCGCUGCGACACGCUGCACACGCUCGUGCGCGCCUACCGCACGUCGCGCUCGGUGCUGCUCAACGUCGAGCACCGGCUGAUGCUCCACUUUGCGCCCGACCUCGAGUCGCUCACGCUGCUGCAGCGGAUGGAGGCCAUCCGGGCGCGCGCUCUCGCGGCCCGUCCAGGGCACGCCCGCGCGACCUGCCCGCGGCUUGCGCCCUCCUCCGAAGAGUGGCUCGAGCGGCGCUCCCACUUCUCGCGCUCGCUCGCCGUCAUGUCGAUGGUCGGCCACAUCCUCGGCCUCGGCGACCGCCACCCGUCCAACCUGAUGCUGCACCGCUUCACGGGCAAGACCAUCCUGCACAUCGACUUUGGCGACUGCUUCGAGGUUGCGAUGCGGCGAGACAAGUACCCCGAGACGGUGCCCUUCCGGCUCACGCGCAUGCUCGUCGCCGCGAUGGAGGUGUCGGGCGUCGAGGGCACCUUUCGCGCGACCUGCGAGGCGACGGUCAUGUCCGUGCUGCGCCGCAACAAGGACUCGGUGAUGGCGAUGCUCGAGGCCUUCAUCCACGACCCGCUCAUCAAGUGGCGGCUGCUGCAGGCCCACCCGGCCGCGGCGGCGGCGGCGGCCGCCGCCAGCGGCGCCGCCAGCGGCGGCGCCGCCAGCGGCAGCGCCGCCACCGCCAACGGGACGACGUCUCAGUCGACUGCGACCACCGCGGCGGGUGGCGCAGGCACCGAGGGGGGCGGCGAGCCGCACGCACUCAACGAGCGCGCGGUGCGCGUGAUCCGGCGCGUCGACAACAAGCUGACCGGCCGCGAGUUCGGCGAGCAGCUCACCGUUGCCGAGCAGGUGCAGCGGCUCAUCGAGCAGGCGACUUCGAACCAAAACUUGUGUCAGUGCUACACCGGCUGGUGCCCGUGGUGGUGA